ACCGUUUAAUAUGUUUUGUAUAAUCGUCACACAUGGUCACACUUUCAAUUGAAAUGAAAACAAUCAAAGUUUAUAAACUUCAAAUCGAUGUAGUUUUUCUUAUUUUCGAGAAAGUAAACAAUGGCAGUAGUUUUGUUGCUUAAUUCUAAUGGCGAAGAACGAGAUCAUGUUCUUAGAAGAAGGAUUAUGGACGCAUCAAAUCCGUUUGAGUUGGACGAUUUAAAAUUUGUAAGGAACUUUCGCCUCAAUAAACGGGCAUUUAAAUAUGUCUUGGAUGAGCUUUCCAUCGAGAUACAGGGGGGAACUUCUUUGUCCAUACCGCCCAUUUUAAUGCUAGCUUCAACCUUGCGCUUUUUUGCCGAAGGAGGCUACCAAUUUGGAGUCGGAAAAGAUGCGACACUUAAGAUGUCCCAAUCAUCGGUAUCCAAGUGCAUAAAAAUUGUUUUAAAUAAACUGGAAGUCAAACUUGGCACAAAAUGGAUUAACUUUAAAUUAAACCACGAGGAAAAGGAAGAAAUGAGACUACAUUUCUUCGAAAAAUUUGGCUUUCCGGGAGUAAUAGGAUGCGUUGAUGGAACGCACAUUGCCAUCAAAUCUCCUGCAUUGGAAUGAUAUUGAAAAAGACUUUCUCCUCCGAAGUCACACACAGGUCUUCGCUCGAAACUAUUGCUCCUAAUUGAUCCUCAUCAAGUUUGAGAAAAUCACUACAGCUGCAGAUUUUUUCAAAAUUCGCACUU
Eupeodes corollae is the source of this 737-nucleotide messenger RNA. Its product is annotated as putative nuclease HARBI1. The transcript is spliced from 2 exons. Bases 121 to 612 code for a protein of 163 amino acids. The record is from RefSeq and is a predicted model, not a curated record. NCBI's taxonomy places the organism in Eukaryota, Metazoa, Arthropoda, Insecta, Diptera, Syrphidae.